GCGCAGAACUUGGGGAGCCGCCGCCGCCGUCGCCGCCGCCAGCUGCCACCGCCCGCCGCCGCCGCAGGACCGGCGCCUACCCCAGCCUCCGCAGCAGCGCCGCGUCCGCACCAGCCCGCGGCGAGGGCGAGCCUGGGGCCCCGCCUGCGCUCUCUCCAGUGUGCCCCGCACCCCGCAUGUGACCCGGCCAGGCCCCCACGAGUGUGCCCCCGCAGCUCCGGCUCUGGGCUGCACCCACCUACCCUAACACCGGCUCGUUAGCCCGCCCAUCCGGGAUGGCCGCGGCCAAGGCCGAGAUGCAGCUGAUGUCCCCGCUGCAGAUCAACGAUCCAUUCGGCUCCUUUCCUCACUCACCCACUAUGGACAACUACCCUAAACUGGAGGAGAUGAUGCUGCUGAGCAACGGGGCGCCCCAGUUCCUUGGUGCCGCCGGAGCCCCUGAGGGUAGCGGCGGUAACAGCAGCAGCAGCAGCGGGGGCGGUGGAGGUGGAGGGAGCGGCGGCAACAGCAGCACCAGCGCUUUCAACCCUCAGGGGGAGGCCGGCGAGCAGCCCUAUGAGCACCUGACCGCAGAGUCUUUUCCUGACAUCACUCUGAAUAAUGAGAAGGUGCUGGUGGAGACAAGUUACCCCAACCAAACCAUCCGGCUGCCCCCCAUCACCUACACUGGCCGCUUCUCACUUGAGCCUGCACCCAACAGUGGCAAUACCCUGUGGCCUGAGCCCCUCUUCAGCCUGGUCAGUGGCCUCGUGAGCAUGACCAACCCACCGGCCACCUCAUCUUCGGCACCCUCUCCAGCGGCCUCCUCCUCCUCUUCUUCCUCCUCUGCUUCCCAGAGCCCGCCCCUGAGUUGUGCAGUACAGUCCAGCGACAGCAGUCCCAUAUACUCUGCAGCGCCCACCUUCCCCACACCCAACACUGACAUCUUCCCGGAGCCACAAAGCCAGGCCUUUCCUGGUUCAGCUGGCACCUCGCUCCAGUACCCGCCUCCUGCCUACCCUGCUGCCAAGGGUGGCUUCCAGGUUCCUAUGAUCCCUGACUACCUGUUUCCACAGCAGCAGGGUGACCUGGGCUUAGGCACCACAGACCAGAAACCCUUCCAGGGUUUGGAAAACCGUACCCAGCAGCCCUCGCUCACUCCACUCUCCACCAUCAAGGCCUUUGCCACACAGUCGGGCUCCCAGGACUUGAAGGCCCUCAACACUACCUAUCAGUCCCAGCUUAUCAAACCCAGCCGCAUGCGCAAGUACCCCAACCGGCCCAGCAAGACGCCUCCCCAUGAGCGCCCCUACGCCUGCCCUGUGGAGUCCUGCGACCGCCGCUUCUCCCGCUCUGAUGAGCUUACCCGCCACAUCCGCAUCCACACAGGCCAGAAACCCUUCCAGUGUCGCAUCUGCAUGCGCAACUUCAGCCGCAGUGACCACCUUACCACCCACAUCCGAACCCACACGGGCGAGAAGCCCUUCGCCUGCGACAUCUGUGGGAGAAAGUUUGCCAGGAGCGACGAACGCAAAAGGCAUACCAAGAUCCACUUGCGGCAGAAGGACAAGAAAGCAGACAAAAGUGUUGUGGCCUCUUCAGCCACUUCUUCCCUCUCUUCCUACUCAUCCCCAGUUGCUACCUCUUACCCAUCCCCAGUUACUACCUCUUACCCAUCGCCUGUGCCCACCUCCUACUCCUCUCCUGGCUCCUCAACUUACCCAUCCCCUGUCCAUAGUGGCUUCCCCUCACCUUCAGUGGCCACCACGUAUUCCUCGGUUCCCCCUGCUUUCCCUGCCCAAGUCAGCAGCUUCCCUUCCUCAGCGGUCACCAACUCAUUCACCGCCUCCACAGGCCUUUCGGACAUGACAGCAACAUUUUCUCCCAGGACAAUUGAAAUUUGCUAAAGGGAAAAGGAAACAAAAAAGGAAAAGGGGGAGAAAAAGAAACAUAUGCGAUUACAGGACAGGAGAAGGAGAUGGCCACAGGAGAGGGGUGCUUUUAGGUCAGAUGGAGGUUCUCAGAGCCUAGUGCUUCCCUCCUCCUUCUUGACCCCAAAGUCAGUGUGGAAGGUCUGUUGACCAACAAUCCUUUCUACCCACUUCCCCCUUCCUCCCCACUUCCUCCUCUCUUUGACUUCAGCUGCCUGAAACAGCCAUGUUCAAGUUCUUCACCUCUAUCCAAAGAACUUGAUUUGCAUGGAUUUUGGAUAUAUCAUUUCAGUAUCAUUUCCAUCGUAUGCCUGACCCCCUUGCUCCCUUCAAUGCUAGAAAACUGAGUUGGCAAAGUGGGGUUUGGGCCCCUCAGAGCCCACCUCUGCACCUUAUACAGUGUCUGUGCCAUGGAUUUUGUUUUUCUUGGGGUAUUCUUGAUGUGAAGAUAAUUUGCAUAUUCUAUUGUAUUAUUUGGAGUCAAAUCCUCACUAUGGAAAAACAGAAAAAAAAAAAAAAAAAAAAAAGAAAAGCCAAGCGAACAAAUGGUGAUCCUCUAUUUUGUGAUGAUGCUGUGACAAUGAGUUUGAAGCUUUUUUUGAAACAGCAGUCCUAGAUGUUACUCAGAGCAUGUAUCAGAGUGAUGUUCCGUUAACCAUUUUGUAAAUAUUGCCCGACCGUACUCUCACAUGUGGCAAAAUAUGGUUUGGUUUUUCUUUUUUCUUUUCUUUUUGUUUUUUUGAAAGUGGUUUUAUUUUGUCGUCCUUUUGAUUUUAAAAAAGUUUCACGUCUUGGUGCCUUUUGUGUGAUGCGCCUUGCUGACAGCUUGACAUGUGCAAUUAUGAGGGAUGUGCUCACCUCUAGCCUUAAGGGGGGCAGGGAGUGAUGAUUCGGGGGAGGCUUUGGGAGCAAAACAAGGAAGAGGGCUGAGCUGAGCUUCGGUUCUCCAGAAUGUAAGAAAAAAAAAUCUACAACAAAAUCUGAACUCUCAAAAGUCUAUUUUUUUAACUGAAAAUGUAAAUUUAUAAAUAUAUUCAGGAGUUGGAAUGUUGUAGUUACCUACUGAGUAGGCGGCGAUUUUUGUAUGUUAUGAACAUGCGGUUCAUUAUUUUGUGGUUUUCUUUUACUUUGUACAUGUGUUUGCUUAAACAAAGUGAUUGUUUGGCUUAUAAACACAUUGAAUGCGCUUUAUUGCCCAUAGGAUAUGUGAUGUAUAUCCUUCAGAAAAAUUAAAGAGAAAAUAAAGUAGCUGUUAUUGGG
This is a messenger RNA of Orycteropus afer afer, 3170 nucleotides long. It is a transcript of the gene EGR1, whose product is annotated as early growth response 1. NCBI's taxonomy places the organism in Eukaryota, Metazoa, Chordata, Mammalia, Tubulidentata, Orycteropodidae. Gene Ontology annotation, biological process: regulation of transcription by RNA polymerase II. Gene Ontology annotation, molecular function: DNA-binding transcription factor activity, RNA polymerase II-specific; RNA polymerase II cis-regulatory region sequence-specific DNA binding. The record is from RefSeq and is a predicted model, not a curated record.